Messenger RNA from Cucumis sativus (cucumber), 2725 nucleotides. RefSeq names its product wall-associated receptor kinase-like 20. Lineage: Eukaryota; Viridiplantae; Streptophyta; Magnoliopsida; Cucurbitales; Cucurbitaceae. Gene Ontology annotation, molecular function: ATP binding; protein serine/threonine kinase activity. Gene Ontology annotation, biological process: cell surface receptor signaling pathway; protein phosphorylation. Gene Ontology annotation, cellular component: plasma membrane. The record is from RefSeq and is a predicted model, not a curated record. The transcript is spliced from 4 exons. The coding region runs from base 327 to 2420 and encodes 697 amino acids.
AUGAAGAGCUUAUUAUAAGACCAAUCCAUCUAUUGAAAUCAUGAAUUAAUACUUAGAUGUAAUUGGUAGUGUUUAUGUAUUUGAAAUUAGCAUUAACCAUAAUGAACUCCAUUUAUAAUCGAAGUGUUUAUGUAAUUCGUAGUGUACUAAUUAAUCUAAUAGUGAUGCUGGCAAUCUUCUCCUUCUUUAUGCAUUGGGAACCCAAAUCAUUCCCCACUUGUAAAGUUCAAAACUUUUUGUAGUUCAUCAGUUACGAACUUACAAUGCACACAAAUCUCUUCUUCCUCUCAUCAUUCAAUCAUUUCUCUCUUCUCCACUUCUAGUUAAUGGAAACCCAUCUUCCCUCCCUGUUUUUUCUUCUCAUUUUCCUCUCAUUUCUCCUCCACUGUCCGGCCAAGCGCUGCCCGGACUGCGGCCGCACGCCGGUGCCGUACCCACUCAGCACGCGCCCGGAUUGCGGUGACCCUCUUUACAGAGUCCGUUGCGCCGCUGCCGAGCUCUGGUUCGAGUCCGCAAAUGGGUCUUCGUAUUUGAUCACUUCCGUUAAUUCAGUAGCUCGGAAGCUGAUCAUCCGGCCGCCGGGGUUGGCCAAAAACACCUGCGUGUCAUCGGAUUUUCGGACCGAUGGUUUUUGGCUCGAUACGCGCCUUCCUUUCACUAUUUCCGAUAGAAACACGGUUUUGCUCUAUAACUGUUCGAUUGAAGUCCUCGAAAAUAAUUGGAACUGUUCACACAAUAGCGUCUGUCAUGACUUUAUCAAGCAGAAUCCGGUGGCAAUGGCGGCGUGUAAGACGGCGCCGACGUGCUGUUGGUACACGAGUGGCGGUUCCUUGACUUCGUAUAGAAUCAGGGUGCGGAAGGAGCGGUGUUCGGCUUAUGAGUGUUUUGUUAAUUUGGGUGGUUCUGCUCCGGCGAAGAAGUGGCCGGAACCUGGGGUGGAGAUUCAAUGGGCACCACCGCGAGAACCACCGUGUCGUGUGGCUAUGGACUGCCGGAAUUGGGAGAAUUCUGCUUGUUUGCCGGACCAUACAAACCCCAAGCAGAAGAGGUGCUUAUGUAAGGUGCCUUCCAAGUGGGAUCCUGUAAAUGGAUUGUGUAAUGGCAAUAAUUUGAAAAUACAGAACAAGACAAUUCAUAAGAAGAAGCACAAGAAGGUGCCUGUUAUUCUUGGGGGAGUAAUGGCAGGAGUAUUUCUAAUGGUGAUUGGAGGCUCAAUCAUAUUUGUAAUUUCCAAAAGACGUGAACAGCUUCCAAAAAGGAACGAGCUGAGUUCAAAACAAGUUCGUGAAGUGAUUCUAACUGCUAACAGCAGUGGAAAAUCGGCGAGGAUGUUCACAACCAAAGAGAUAGCAAAGGCCACAAACAACUUCUCCAAAGAGAAUUUGCUUGGUUCCGGUGGCUAUGGAGAAGUCUUCAAAGGCAAUCUAGAAGAUGGAACUUUAGUAGCUGUUAAACGUGCCAAGCUGGGUAGCAUGAAGGGAAUUGAUCAAAUCCUAAACGAAGUUAGGAUUCUUUGUCAGGUGAACCAUCGAUACCUUGUUCGUCUACUCGGAUGUUGUCUCGAACUUGAGCAACCACUCUUAAUAUAUGAGUACAUCUCAAAUGGGAACCUAUUUGAUCACCUUCAUGGGAAUACAAGUUCAAGCAAGUGGCCACCAUUGACAUUAAGUCAUCGACUCUACAUUGCUCGGCAAACAGCCGAUGGCCUUGCUUAUCUCCACACUUCAGCCAUGCCUCGAAUCUAUCACCGAGACAUAAAGUCGAGCAACAUUCUACUAGAUGAGAAGUUGAAUGCUAAAGUAGCUGAUUUUGGGCUGUCUAGAUUGGCUAUAACUGAGUCAAGCCAUAUUACAACUGGGGCACAGGGAACAUUAGGCUAUCUAGACCCAGAAUAUUACCUAAACUUUCAAUUGACAGAUAAGAGUGAUGUUUACAGUUUUGGAGUUGUCAUGUUGGAGCUAUUGACUUCUGAGAAAGCCAUUGAUUUUAAUAGAGAAGAGGAAGAUGUAAAUUUAGUAGUUUAUAUCAAGAAGAUCAUCCAAGAAGACAGAUUGAUGGAGGUUGUUGAUCCUGUGAUUAAACAUAGAGCAAGCAGAGUUGAAGUGGAGAUAAUCAAAGCAUUGGGGUCUUUAGCAGCAGCUUGCUUGGAUGAAAAGAGGCAGAAUAGACCUACCAUGAAAGAAGUUGCUGAUGAGCUAGCCAACAUUAUUUCCAUUCUUAACAAUGAGGUCCUGGAAGUUCAAAACUCGGGCUACAGACUACCGCUGCUAUUAUUUUUGCACGGUUGGUUUUGGUGCCUUCUACAGGACUUUGGCAUAGUCAUGUUAGCUGACAAGCUUGGCUUCCUUCCUCCAGAUGAUAAAAUGUUCCACAUUCAUUCUUCUUCAGCAUUCGGUGCCAACAUGUGUCCUCUCAAGUAAGCUCCAACUUUGAGAACAACUAAGAACAAACAAGCGAAUACUCAAAUUGAUCAGCAGUCUUCGCCUCAUUAUUCAUUUCCUGAAAUGAAAGAAGCGAAGCUUGUUUAAGUCAAAAUACAUGUCCUUGAAGGCUUUAACUCAUGAAGCAAAUUAUUGUCUGUAGGUGUUGUGGCUACUUUGAGGGGCUGUGGUAGUGAUUUUGCUGCUAUUCUUUUCUGGGUUCAUAUAUUUUCUGUCAUCUAAAGAAAUUGCAACCUUGUGAAUAAGUUUCAUAUUUUCAAUACUUCUGCUUAUUCUUUGUUAAA